Molecule: messenger RNA, 954 nt
Organism: Nannospalax galili (Upper Galilee mountains blind mole rat)
Lineage: Eukaryota; Metazoa; Chordata; Mammalia; Rodentia; Spalacidae
Product: olfactory receptor 5B12-like
Exons: 1
Coding region: 1-954 (317 amino acids)
Biological process (GO): sensory perception of smell; G protein-coupled receptor signaling pathway
Cellular component (GO): membrane
Molecular function (GO): odorant binding; G protein-coupled receptor activity; olfactory receptor activity
Source: RefSeq, a predicted model, not a curated record
AUGACUUUGAUGGAGAAUACUUCAGAGGUGACUGAAUUUGUUCUUGUGGGGUUAACAGAUACCACUGAGCUGAAAGUGCCUUUAUUCAUAAUCUUCACUCUAGUUUAUUUGAUCUCACUGGUUGGGAACCUUGGGAUGAUCAUUUUGAUUUUGGUUGAUUCCCGACUCCACACACCCAUGUACUUUUUCCUCUGUAACCUCUCCCUAGUGGACUUUAUUUAUUCCUCAGCUGUCACUCCCAAAAUAAUGGAAGGGUUCAUCACAGAAGAUAAAGUCAUAUCCUACAAUGGGUGUGCUACCCAGAUGUUUUUUUUGAUAGCAUUUGCCACUACUGAAAGCUUUCUCUUGGCCUCGAUGGCCUUUGACCGGCAUGCAGCAGUGUGUAAACCCCUGCAUUACACCACCACCAUGACAAGCACCACAUGUGUCCUAAUUGUCACCUGCUGCUACAUCAGCGGAUUCUUGCAGUCCUCCAUCCAUGUUGCCUUCACUUUCCACCUCUCCUUCUGUCAUUCCAAUGUGAUUAAUCACUUUUUCUGUGACAUUCCCCCACUGCUGGCUUUGUCUUGUUCUGAUAUUUACAUAAAUGAGAUUAUAGUCUUUACUUUGGCUUCAUUUGAUACUGUUUUUUCUCUCUUGAUUAUUUCCAACUCUUACCUGCUUAUUUUUGUUGCAAUCCUGCGGAUGCGUUCAGCUGAAGGACGUAAAAAGGCCUUCUCCACAUGUGCAUCUCACCUCACCACUGUAUCCAUGUUCUAUGGGACAAUCAUCUUCAUGUACCUACAGCCCAGCUCCAGUCACUCCAUGGAUAGAGACAAAAUGGCAUCUAUGUUCUACACCACAAUCAUCCCCAUGUUGAACCCUCUGGUCUAUAGCCUGAGGAACAAAGAGGUCAAGAGUGCAUUCCAGAAGGUUGCUGGAAAAGCAUUUUCUUCACAGGGCCUAUUCCAUUAA